ACAGGUCACCCAGCCCCCCCCAGUCAGGACGCCUUCACCGCCACGCCCCGUGUCCUGCCCCCGGCUCCCCAACCCUGGUUGUAGAUUCCUUGUGUGCAUCGCGUGAGCGUCGCGGAGAAGUCUCAGUACUUAGCGGGAGACUUUCUCCCUUAUCUCCGUCCACCGCUGCGCAUCUUCCUCUUCUCUAUCCCAAAAACAAAACCAAACCAACUAUGGGGCAUCCACGUUGCGGGUCAACAGUUUUCAUCUUUGCGUCCUUGGUCGCUCUCGUUGGUUUUUGCUCCGGAGGUUCGGACGCACCCCGGGGCGUCGCAAUGGGGUUCGUUUUCGACCCCAAAGCGAAGUGCGACCCACCGUGCGAACAUGCAGGAGUCUGCAUCCGCAACAAUACUUGUUUCUGCUCGAAAGGAUAUGAAGGAGAAACCUGCCGAUAUGCCAACUGUUAUCCCAAAUGUAAAAAUGGUGGAGUGUGUCUUCGUCCUGGAAAAUGUAGAUGCCCUCUUGGAUUUGGAGGAAGAUACUGUCACAAAGUGACUUGUGAUGGGGGAUGUUGGAACGGAGGGGAAUGCACCGCUGUUAACGGAGUGUCCAAGUGCAUCUGCCCAUCAAGCUGGGCCGGAUCAAAAUGCCAAAAUGCAAUUUGUCCCCAAGGCUGCAGGAACGGGGGGAUCUGUGUGGCUCCAGGAAGCUGCAGCUGUCCAGAGGGAUGGCUGGGUGGUGCCUGCCACAUCGCUGUGUGCAGUCGGCCCUGCCUGAACGGAGGGAAGUGCAUUUCUCCCAACAAAUGCCGCUGUCGUCCUCUUUUCUCUGGAUCGCACUGCGAGGAGAGGAAAAACUCUCACUAGCAAACAAGGCCAUGAGAAUUAGUUUAAACUAAAAUGUUUUUUUUAAAACAACCUUAUUGUUAUAAUUCAGCGAUGCACACAGUACUGUAAUUUACCAUUAAAUGAAGUUGUAUGUUCAUGUAUUUACGUGUAAUU
Melanotaenia boesemani (Boeseman's rainbowfish) is the source of this 980-nucleotide messenger RNA. It is a transcript of the gene seraf, whose product is annotated as von Willebrand factor D and EGF domains. Gene Ontology annotation, biological process: anatomical structure development. Gene Ontology annotation, cellular component: cell surface; extracellular region. Gene Ontology annotation, molecular function: signaling receptor binding. The record is from RefSeq and is a predicted model, not a curated record. The transcript has 5 exons. Bases 213 to 845 code for a protein of 210 amino acids. Lineage: Eukaryota; Metazoa; Chordata; Actinopteri; Atheriniformes; Melanotaeniidae.